This is a messenger RNA of Helicoverpa zea (corn earworm), 3834 nucleotides long. RefSeq names its product neuropeptide CCHamide-2 receptor-like (gene NGR-A14). Lineage: Eukaryota; Metazoa; Arthropoda; Insecta; Lepidoptera; Noctuidae. Gene Ontology annotation, molecular function: G protein-coupled receptor activity. Gene Ontology annotation, cellular component: membrane. Gene Ontology annotation, biological process: G protein-coupled receptor signaling pathway. The transcript has 8 exons. Bases 466 to 1722 code for a protein of 418 amino acids. The record is from RefSeq and is a predicted model, not a curated record.
AUUCUGUGAGACUCGGCCGCGUGGCCGCCUCUGUUAUGGCGCCUCAAAUUGUUCGCAACUUUGAACGCAGCGAGACUUCGAUACUUUUUUGAACAUCGAAUGUUUUUUGAAUUUGCGUUCGAAUUCUUGUGAGUUUUAUGAAAAAGAAAGUUCGACUGUCAAAUGUUUUGUUAAGUAUUCUAAAUAUGAAAUAUUAAAAAAUAAAACAGUGAUGUGCGUGUUUUAAGUGAGUGAUGUUUAUAAAAACUUUAUCGAUAAAACGAAGAAAAAAAAUCUAAAUAAUAAUAUUAAUUUCUUUGAUCUCGUAAUUGAAUAUUAAUUGAAUGCAGGUACUUUAAUUGCUAUUUUGGGUUGAAGUGCAGAAAGUUUGUUGGCUUUAGAUGAUUUAUGAUGCGGACGACACCGUGGAGACGACGGUUCGGAAAAUUUUAAUGCUUCGAAUCUGACGUGACAUUCGGAUCAAAAAUGUUCACCGCACAGCCGAACACGUCGGUCCUCAUAUACAGUCCCGAUGACAACCAGACGGAAAGCGAGUACACGCCAUACGAAGAACGCUUGGAGACAUACAUAGUGCCGGUCCUAUUUGCCAUCAUCUUCAUAGUCGGUGUGCUGGGCAAUGGGACCCUGGUUAUCGUGUAUGUCAGGCAUAGGGGCAUGAGGAAUGCACCGAACACGUACAUAUUCUCCUUGGCCCUAGCAGACCUUCUAGUAAUCCUGAUAUGCGUGCCCUUCGUCUCAAUAAUAUACACCCUCGAGUCCUGGCCAUGGGGAGAGCUGAUCUGUCGUAUCUCCGAAGCGGGAAAAGAUGUCAGCAUUGGAGUAUCAGUGUUCACCCUUACGGCAUUAUCCGCAGAACGAUACUGUGCUAUUGUAAAUCCUUUUAGAAGACUCCAGCUCCGCAAACUACCCCUGGUUUGUGCAACUUUCAUAUGGGCUGCAGCGCUUAUCUUCGCAGCACCUGCAGCGCUGUUCUCGAACACAGUAACUGUGCAAAUAAGGCCUAAUGUCACCAUCGUGUAUUGCACACCUUUCCCGCUCGGAUGGGAUAGCUACCCGAAGUGGAUGACCCUAGCAAAAGCGCUAGUAUACUACGGUCUACCGCUGCUGGUGAUUGCUUUCUUCUACUCUCUAAUGGCGCGACGAUUGCUGGCCAGCACCAGGGAGAUGCCAGGCGCGUUGCACGGAGGACAAGGAGAGGCACAAGCACAGGCUCGGAAGUCUGUUGCCUGUAUGGUGCUGGUUUUUGUUAUUGUAUUUUUCAUCUGCUUUCUUCCGUACCAUGCGUUUGAAGUUUGGUUCCAUCUUUCUGCGACUGCGCAGGCUGAUUACAAUGAUUGGAUGCAUGCCUUCAGAAUAAUGGGCUUCUGUCUCAGUUUCCUCAACUCCUGCGUUAACCCAGUGGCUCUCUACUGCGUGAGCGGAGUCUUUCGGUCCCACUUCAACCGCUACCUCUGCUGCCGCCGAGGCACGUUACACCCGACAUGCAGCUCCCGGCUGUCCAGGACUGCGGUCUGCGAGACCUCGUUCAGGAGUACCCAUCGACAUCGGUGCAACAGGAAUCCGACAGAGAGCGUUGUGAUAUCAAACUACGACUACGGAAGUACUAAGAAAAAGAGCAACAUUAUCACCAGGAACAGUGCUGAUGGGGUUACCAUCAUGACCAUUCGAGACUCCAACGACUUUCUUACCGGGGACUUGGACGAAAAAUGUAUCAACAGAUAGGGAAGCAAAAAUAUCGUGAUACGAUACAAAAGACAAUGACUUUUUUUAUCUGUGAAUUUUUAUCUUGUCUAUAACGCUUUCUAUGUCAUAUUGUUUAUGAUUGGUGAAGCGUGAGUUUACGGUUCAACGAGAAUUGAUGUCAAAGGAGUCUUUAGUGUGUAAUAGAAAAGUUGUGAGCUUGUCUUUUGUCGUUUUGAGGGUUGGUUGUUGGCAGGAAAAUGAAAGAAAAUUUAUGCCAUUUUUCAAUUUCAUAAUAAACUACUUUAAAAUAAUUAAAAACACAAAUGCCCGUUUUCACCAACAAUCUCUUAAUCUAAGUGCCACUUAGAAUAAGGGCUCUCCCAAUUUUGACAUAAAUAACUAUGGAUAAGGGAUACCUAAACUUUGGUAAAAACGAAAUUCUUAUUAAGUGUUCCGUAAAUGCUCUUAGGGGAUCCCUAAAUUUAGGUAUUUGUUGGUGAAAAUGGGCAAAAGACAAGUACUUACCAAAAUAUAAGUUAUAGGGCGAGACUACAUAAUUGCGUUGCGGCGUCGCGUCGUCGGUAAAUGCUCCAUAUGUCUGAUGUAGCUUUUUUGAUAUGGUGCGGUGCCGCACCGCAGUAAUUGUGGCCCUGCCUUUAAAUCAGUGUUCCCAGCACGUUACAUUCAAGUACGUGUGAUAUUUAAUUUUGGGUCAUAUAAAAUUUCAUUCCAUGUAUUUAAAUGGGAAGUAAUUUCUAUUUUCAGAAUACACAAAAACACUUUUAGCAUUUUUAUUUUUUAUAACAUUAUAUUCAAAAUGACUCUGGCUAUUAUGUUUAGGUCCAUAUACGACUGGCAGACAUCAUUUGCUCUCUACUAUGUAAGAUGACUGGCUAAAGAAAUGUAUCUACAUGACUCCUUUACUUCAUUCUCAAAUGGACCUUUGUAUACGAUUGGAGCAAUGGAAGUGACUCUCUAAAAUACAACUAAAUUAACAUCACAAAAUCAUGAUAUAUUUUAAAAUGAAUAAUAUAAGAAAAUUUUCUGUUUCGCGUACUUCUAUGCAUUUAUAAAAAUGUGAAAUUUAAUGUUAAGUAUUUUUGUAUAACGUAGAACAAAGCCUGUAUCAUAAGCUUGUUAUAAUUAUUAUUCUGAAAAAAAUAAUAAUUUAUUGUAGUGCAUAAUUAUACUUUUUUGUUAUCAUGUUAGAUGAAUAAGAGAUAUUUAAUUAGUGAUAAUAUAAUAUUAAAAAUAUUAUUUGUUUUAAGAUACACACUAUAUCAAACAUUUUAUGUACAGAUAAACGAAAUGUUAAACAUUAAAGAAUGGAUUUUGAAAAUCCUUCUCUGCUGUAUAUUUAUUUUAUUUAUACAAUUUUUGUGGACAUAUAACGCAGUGGCAAGUUCUACCAAAACCAAGAUUUCUCUUAACAAUGUAAUAGUUACCACAGAUUAACUGUUAUAAGUUUGAAACUAAGCCUUAGUAAGACCUACUGUAAGCCAGUGUAAGACCCGUAACUUUGGCUUAAAUGCAACUGCUCUCGAUUACAGUUAGUACAUAGUACCAUACAGUUAAGCGUUUAAGCUUCCCAGUACUAAAUGCACUCGAUAUGUAGGUUCAAAGUACCUAAUUAUCUGUCUUUUUUCUUAUUCCUAUUGUAAUAUUUUCAGUAUACUCGGGAGGAACUUGCAAUGAUAUAAAAAAAUGGCAGAUUUAAAUUAUAUUUUUUUGUUGUUAUAAAAUGAGAAUUUUGUAAAAUGAAUAUUUUUUUGAACAUGGCCAGGAUUUAUUGUUCUCAAGUGUAAUUUCUUGCAUAAAAUAUGUGUAAUUGAACUAAUGUACGUAUAUUUAUAAUUUUUAAUAGUAUAAGAAUAAAACAUUUCAAUUGUAAAUUAUAGACGAUAUUAGGUUUUAAAAGACCAAAGAAUAUAUUUAAUAAUUUAUAAUGAUUAUUUUAAAUGUUAUAGAAUAAUUUGUUGUAAUAUAAAUGUUAAGUGUACAUAUUGAUAUACGGCUUUGUAUAUUAUAAGUUAUAUUCCAAAGAUUUGUACAAGUUUAAGAUAUAAGCGAAAAAAGAUGUUCUAAUUACCCCUUAAUAGUAAUCACUCUGUGUAUAGAUUUUUUUUUUAAAUAAAUAUAAGUCUGUACCAA